Messenger RNA from Fukomys damarensis (Damara mole-rat), 429 nucleotides. RefSeq names its product integrin alpha-D-like. The transcript has 4 exons. The annotation marks the transcript as partial. Lineage: Eukaryota; Metazoa; Chordata; Mammalia; Rodentia; Bathyergidae. The record is from RefSeq and is a predicted model, not a curated record.
AUUACCAAAUUAACUGGCUCAAACAACUCUUCGUUUUUCACAAUCGCACGGAAAGAACUAUUUCAUAGCAAAAAUGGGGCCCACAAAAGUGCCAAGAAAAUACUCACUGUCAUCACAGAUGGGCAGAAGUACCGAGACCCCCUGAAUUACAGCGAUGUCAUCCCCCAGGCGGAGAAAGCUGGGAUUAUCCGCUACGCCAUCGGGGUGGGAGAUGCUUUCCAGGAGCCUGAUGCCAGGCGGGAGCUGAACACAAUCGGCUCAAUGCCCUCACAGGACCAUGUGUUCAAGGUGGGCAACUUUGCAGCCCUUGGCAGCAUCCAGAAGAAGCUGCAGGAGAAGAUCUUUGCAGUGGAAGGAACCCAAUCAAAGACAAGCAGCUCCUUUCAGCAUGAGAUGUCCCAGGAAGGCUUCAGUGCAGUUUUCACAAUG